GGAGAAAGUGGUUUCCGCUACUCUUGGAGUUUGGAGCAAUGAAUCGCCACAAACAUAUUGAAAAAUCCAUGGCCUCUCCAUUUCCAUUUCCAUUACCAUUACCUUUACCAAGCACUCCAUCACUGAAUCUCGCCAUCUCCCUCUCUCGCAUGAUCGUAGUUGAAGAUGGAGAAUUCUCAAGACGAUCUGUUGUGUAUCAGAUGUCGGAUCAAGAAGAGGAGCAGAUAUGGCAAUAGAGAUCACGACACUGAAGGCCAGAACAACUGCCGUAACAUGGGAGCCAGUUUCUAUGAUUUCUUCUGCUCUUUGCUCUUUUCCAUCUCUUGUCUUGCCUGCUUGCUCUACUCCGAGCUCAUCUUUGGCUAUGGCGACGCUGGAGAUUCUUCUUCUGUAAACAAAAGCACUGUUUGCCCUAGUAAUGGAAACCAGAAGCUGGGUGAACACGCCUAUUCAUCCAGAGCAAAUGGAAGAAACAGUAUGAACUCAGGAUCGUCUUUUGAACUUAAUGUGUCAAUGAACUGUAAUGAAUCCUAUGUUCAUCACAGCUAUGCAAAUUCCAAUUACUCACUUCUAGAGUCAAAGGAAUUUGAAGAAGCAAUUUUGAGUGCACUAGGAUAUUCAUCUUUGAUGUGUAAAGUUCAACAGCCAGAGAAGAAGCCACGCUCAGCAAAACAUCAGGAAGGUCCUGGUAGCAGAAGUUCUCACUCCACUUAUCUUAAUUUGGAUGAAUUCCGCAACAUUACAAUGAAAGAUAAAGAAGGAAAAAUGCCUGAUCAGUUAGUUAACAUCACUCAUCGGCUUGAACCUGAUGGAUCGGAUUACAACUAUGCAUCUGCGUCGAAGGGUGCAAAGGUGGUUGCUCAUAACAAGGAGGCAAAAGGAGCAUGUAAUAUAUUGGAGAAAGACCAUAAUAAGUACCUGAGGAAUCCUUGUUCUGUGGGAGGGAAGUAUGUUGUGAUUGAGCUCUCAGAAGAGACCUUAGUUGAUGCUGUGAAAAUUGCAAAUUUUGAACAUUAUUCUUCUAAUUUCAAGGAAUUUAACUUGUCUGGCAGUUUGAGCUAUCCUACUGAAACAUGGUCUAAAUUGGGGAACUUUGUUGCUGCUAAUGUGAAACAGGCUCAAGUCUUCAAGCUGCCUGAACCACAAUGGGUUAGGUACUUAAAGUUGGAUCUGCUUAGUCAUUAUGGGUCAGAGUUCUACUGCACAUUGAGUAUAGUAGAAGUCUAUGGUGUUGAUGUCAUGGAGAGGAUGCUUGAAGAUCUCAUUGUCACCUCUUCAGAAGCUAUGCCCAAGAAAAAUUCCCUAGACGAGCCUAAUUCAACCGUGUCGCCUUCUUUAAAAUCAGAUGUUGGCGCAGCUAAUGAGAUAGAAAAUGAUGAAAAUAACUUAUUGAGGGCUGGGGCAGGGACAGAAAGCAUGGAUGAUCCGACGAGUCUUGGUCUAGAGGUUGCAAAAAACCCCAUGAAUGUUAACAAAUUUCCUGACCCUGUAAUUGAAGCUAGACAACAGCUAAACGGUAGAAUACCUAGUGACACUGUCCUGAAGAUCUUGAUGCAGAAGGUGAGGUCACUUGAGACUAAUUUGUCUGUGCUAGAGGAUUAUACCAAAGAAAUGAACCGACGACAAGGGAAACUUUUACCAGAUCUUGAGAAAGAGAUGGAUAGAAUAUCAUUGCUUCUGGAGAAUACUAAGUUAGUCAUCAAGGAUCUCAUGCUUUGGAAGGAAACGACUGAAAAAGAACUGGCUCACUUCAAAUCAUGGAAGAUGGUUGCUAUAUCGGAAAUGAAUGAAUUGGUCAGAGAGAAUAAUAUGCUCAGCUUAGAUAUUGAAAAAAUAUCCAGCGACCAAACCAUGCUAGAAAGCAAAGAACUUGCGGUGCUAGCCGUGAGUUUUCUUUUCAUGUGCAUUGCAACUCUGAGGCUACUAUCUGCUAGAAUUCUCAUGUUCAUUGGAGAUUGUCAAUCUGGGAAGACGUGCUCGACGAAUGGGGUUUGGGUAUGGAUACUUGUUAGCAGCAUGAUGACGGUAAUCCUUGCUUUUAUAUAUAGUUAGCAACUGUUAUUUCAUUUUUGUAGUUCUAGUUUGGAUACCCUUCACCCUUUAUGGAAAAAUACAGAGGAGAAAGCUUCAUUCACCAUGGAUUGUUAACCCUGUAAAACAAGACCAUAGAAAGGAUCCCCGGAGAUGGAGGAAAAUGAGGUAAGCUGGAACCCUUUCCUCCUUAGCCCUUCAAUGUCCCUUUUACUCUGAUGUAUUCUUCAAACGCGGCUAAUUUUAGGUAUUAUAAAUAUAUUUGACUGAGCUCUUCUAUUUUGACUGUGUAUCAUAGCUAUCAUAUUCUUCUUCUAGCCUCGGAAGAAUGCAAC
Cucurbita maxima (winter squash) is the source of this 2366-nucleotide messenger RNA. RefSeq names its product SUN domain-containing protein 5. The record is from RefSeq and is a predicted model, not a curated record. Gene Ontology annotation, cellular component: membrane; cytoplasm. Lineage: Eukaryota; Viridiplantae; Streptophyta; Magnoliopsida; Cucurbitales; Cucurbitaceae. The transcript has 4 exons. The coding region runs from base 166 to 2052 and encodes 628 amino acids. Gene Ontology annotation, biological process: protein folding in endoplasmic reticulum.